Molecule: messenger RNA, 2781 nt
Organism: Erythranthe guttata (spotted monkey flower)
Lineage: Eukaryota; Viridiplantae; Streptophyta; Magnoliopsida; Lamiales; Phrymaceae
Source: RefSeq, a predicted model, not a curated record
GCAAUCAUGCAUAUAAACCAGACAAACAAUAUCACUGUCCCUACUUACUCGUCUUUGCAUGGUUUCACACUUUCUUGUUAAUUAUUCCACCUCUCUCUCUCUCUCUCCUCUUUCUCUCUCUACUAUAUUAGUAACAGAGCCUUCACGAUCUUUUGGCCAACACUAGAAAUGGCGGAAUUUACUAGAAUUAACCCUUGGCAUACACUACUCGUCGGAGUUGCGUUGCUUCUGGCGGCGCUAUGCCACGUGUCGGCGGCGGCGGCGGUGGAGGAGGAGAGGAGGGGGACAUACAUCGUGCACAUGGCGAAAUCUGAAAUGCCGGAGAGGUACGACGACCACACUCACUGGUACGAGUCGUCGCUCAGAUCGGUUUCCGGUUCGGCGGAGAUGCUGUACACGUACACCAACGUGGUUCACGGGUUCUCGACCCGGCUCACGCCGGAGGAAGCUCGGGUCAUGGAGACCCGACCCGGGAUUCUAUCCGUUUUGCCGGAGACGAAGUACGAGCUCCACACGACUAGAACUCCUACCUUUCUGGGCUUGGAUCAGAACGCGGCAAUGUUCCCGGAAUCUGAUUCCAUGAGUGAAGUUAUCGUCGGAGUUUUGGACACCGGCGUCUGGCCGGAAAGCCCGAGUUUCGACGAUGCGGGUCUGGGGUCGGUACCCGGAUCCUGGAGAGGGGAAUGCGAGACUGGAACGAAUUUCACGAAAUCCAACUGUAAUAAAAAGUUGAUCGGAGCUAGGUACUUCGCCAGAGGGUAUGAAGCAACUCUCGGCCCGAUUGACGAGUCGACGGAGUCGAAAUCGGCGAGGGAUGACGACGGUCAUGGUACACACACUUCCUCCACCGCCGCUGGAUCUGUUGUUUCCGGGGCCAGCUUGUUGGGCUACGCGCCGGGGACGGCGCGUGGGAUGGCGCCGAGGGCUAGGGUUGCUGUUUAUAAAGUUUGCUGGAAGGGUGGCUGCUUCAGCUCCGACAUAUUGGCGGCCAUGGAUAAGGCUAUCGACGACGGUGUUAAUGUGCUGUCGUUGUCGCUCGGCGGUGGUAUGUCCGAUUUCUACAGGGACAGCGUGCCAUCGAUCUGGAUAACAACCGUCGGUGCCGGACCCCUCGAUCGUGACUUCCCGGCGUUCGUAAGCCUCGGCAACGGCAAAAACUACUCCGGCGUCUCUCUUUUCAAGGGAGAUUUGUUGCCCGGUAAAUUGCUUCCGUUCGUCUACGCCGGAAAUGUGAGCAACGUUACUAACGGAAAUCUUUGCAUGACGGGGACACUCAUACCGGAAAAAGUUGCCGGCAAAAUCGUGUUGUGCGACCGCGGCAUUAAUCCCAGAGUUCAAAAGGGCUCCGUCGUCAAAGCGGCGGGAGGAGCCGGCAUGAUUUUGACCAACACCGCCGCCAACGGCGAGGAGCUAGUGGCGGACGCCCACUUACUUCCGGCAACCGCCGUCGGCGAAAAAACCGGUCAGGAACUCAAGUCGUAUUUAUUUACAGAUUCCAAUCCAACGGCCACAAUUCUAUUCGAAGGAACGAAGCUGGGAAUCGAGCCUUCGCCCGUGGUCGCCGCGUUCAGCUCACGCGGCCCAAACUCCAUCACCCCAGAAAUACUGAAGCCGGACCUCAUAGCGCCAGGUGUCAACAUCUUAGCCGGGUGGUCCGGUGCAGUGGGGCCCACCGGCUUGGCGGAGGACACUCGGCGCGUCGGCUUCAACAUAAUAUCAGGUACAUCAAUGUCGUGUCCGCACAUAAGCGGCUUAGCAGCUCUGCUCAAGUCGGCUCACCCCGAAUGGAGCCCAGCCGCGAUCCGAUCGGCUCUCAUGACCACGGCUUACACGGCUUACAAAAACGGGAAAGUGAUCCAAGACGUUUCCACGGGCAAGCCAUCCACACCGUUCGAUCACGGAUCCGGACACGUGGACCCCGUAUCAGCCCUCAACCCAGGGCUGGUCUACGAUUUGAACACAGACGAUUAUUUGAAUUUCCUGUGCGCGUUAAAUUACACGUCAGCACAAAUCAACAGCCUAGCGAGGAGGAGUUUCAGCUGUGGGGCCAACAAAGCGUACAGUGUGAAUGACCUAAAUUACCCCUCGUUCGCGCUAUCUCUCCAAUCACAAACGGGUGGUGGUAGUACCGGCAGCAGUGAGAGUAGUACGGGGUCCACUGUGGUGAAGCACACGAGAACACUAACCAACGUGGGACCACCUGGCACGUACAAGGUUUCCAUUACUACAUCGAGCGAUUCGGUCAAGAUAUCUGUGGAGCCUGGGAGUUUGACUUUUAGUCAAGCGAACGAGAAGAAACCUUAUACGGUGACGUUUAGUGCUGCAGCAUCUAAGCCGUCCAAUACAAAUGAGUUUGGCAGAAUUGAGUGGUCAGAUGGGAAGCAUCUUGUGGGGAGUCCAGUUGCAAUUAGUUGGACGUGAGAGGGGUAAAAUUGGUACAAUAAUAUGCAAUGUGGCUCGGCUCGCAAAAAGGGCUUGAGUUAUGGUUCCUAGUUUUUUUUUUUUCUUUUUUCUUUUAUUUAUUAUUUUAAGGGUAAGUUAUUAUGUAAUUUGUUUUUGUUUCAAUUUCACCGACAAAGCAAAAUUAAAAAAAUGAAGCUGGGUUUGUAAUUUGGUGUUUAAUGUGUAUUUAAAGAAAAUUGGGAAAAUCAAUUUGUAUUUUCUUGAUCAGUGUACAGUUAUGUUGUCACACUUGCCUAGCUAGUCUAAAUUGAUUCCAAGUUUCUGUUUUGACUUUGGUCUCUCAUUGCAUGUGGGAAAAUAUAAUACUCUUUUGUUUUU